Populus trichocarpa (black cottonwood) is the source of this 783-nucleotide messenger RNA. Its product is annotated as acyl carrier protein 2, mitochondrial. The transcript has 2 exons. Gene Ontology annotation, molecular function: acyl binding; acyl carrier activity. Gene Ontology annotation, cellular component: mitochondrion. Gene Ontology annotation, biological process: fatty acid biosynthetic process. NCBI's taxonomy places the organism in Eukaryota, Viridiplantae, Streptophyta, Magnoliopsida, Malpighiales, Salicaceae. The record is from RefSeq and is a predicted model, not a curated record. Bases 92 to 487 code for a protein of 131 amino acids.
AUUUGCAUAUUUUAUUAGAGAGGCAAGAGUGUGUGUGAGAGAGAACUGUAGAAGAAAUUUGUAGUCGUGAACAGAAUAGAAAAGGAGUAAAAUGGCGGCGAGAGGAGCUUUGCUAAAGUACCUGAGAGUGAAGGUACAGGCCAUGCCUACCACGCGAAACCCGAACAACAACGGCCUCGUCGGUCUCUCCUUCAAUUCCAUACGCCGCCGUUUCUCCGAGGAAGUUAGAGGCACCUUCCUUGACAAGUCUGAGGUCACCGAUCGAGUCGUCAAUGUUGUCAAGAACUUCCAGAAAGUCGAUCCUUCCAAGGUUACACCAGAUGCCCAUUUCCAGAAUGAUCUUGGGUUAGAUAGUCUAGACAGUGUGGAGAUUGUGAUGGCCCUCGAAGAAGAGUUUCAGUUUGAGAUCCCAGAUAAUGAAGCAGACAAGAUCAAUUCCAUCAGUCUUGCCAUUGACUUCAUAUCUUCACACCCUCAAGCGAAGUAGGGUACAAUGUGAGCCCUAUCGUCUUUAUUUUUUUCAUUUUGCUACAGUGAUUAGCUGCAGGAUUAAACAUCAUAUUUUGGUACCUACUUUUCCAUGUUCGAGUUGGUUUAUCUUUCCUCAAUUCUGGUUGAAGAGGAUUGUUUCAGAAUGUGACUGGCAUGCUUGCUCUUCUAGUGGAAGGGACUUGUAGUUGUAUGGUCCAACGAACCAAACUACUGGUUGACACUAGUUGUUCAUGUCUAUCUGAUAUCUUGAAUAAAAUUUUUUGGAGGUCAUUACCCCUCUAGGUGCUUGGA